Molecule: messenger RNA, 1361 nt
Organism: Durotheca rogersii
Lineage: Eukaryota; Fungi; Ascomycota; Sordariomycetes; Xylariales; Xylariaceae
Product: Mo25-like protein
Exons: 4
Coding region: 111-1232 (373 amino acids)
Biological process (GO): intracellular signal transduction
Molecular function (GO): protein serine/threonine kinase activator activity
Source: RefSeq, a predicted model, not a curated record
GGAAAUCGAGCACGCACGUCCGCCCUCGAUCGAGCCCUACCGCCCAUAGUUCCGACUCUCUUCCCACGCCGCUACCGACGGAUGGGCAGCGCCGAUAGCCAGCUGCAGCCAUGUCGUUCCUAUUCUCCAGGACCAGGACCAGGACGAACACCAUCGACCUGCCCAAGCAAGCGCGGGAGCAUGUAUUCAAGCUCGACGGCGCCGGCGGCCCCGCAAAGGCCGAAGAACUAGCCAGGGUGCUCAACCAGAUGAAGCUCAUCCUCCAAGGGACGCCAGAAGCCGAGAGUAGUCCCGAGCAGGUGUAUCAGCUCGUUACGGGGUUGAUCGAGGAGGACAUGCUCCUCCUGCUCGCCCAGAACCUGCACCGCCUCCCCUUCGAGUCCCGCAAAGACGUCCAGGUCAUAUUCUCCUACGUCUUCCGAUUCCGGCCUCCGACCGCGUCGCCCAAGACCGACCCCGUCGCGCUCAGUUACGUGGUCAACAAUAAGCCCCAGGUGCUGCUGGAGCUUUGCCGGGGAUAUGACCACAAGGAGAGCGCGACGCCCGCCGGCACCGUGCUACGCGAGGUACUGAAGAGCGAGGCCGCCGCCGCCAUCCUGCUCUACGACGACGGCGAGGUGCCGGGCUCGAGCCUGAAGGGGGUGACGGCCAUCGACAGGGAGCGGCCCCAGAGCGGUAACGGCGUGUUCUGGCGCUUCUUCGACUGGAUCGACAAGAGCUCGUUCGAGGUUGCCGCCGACGCCUUUACCACAUUCAGGGAACUCCUGACGAAGCACAAAGAGCUCGUGCCGCGGUAUCUCUCGAUCAACUUCGAGCUCUUCUUCGACCGGUACAACCACGUGCUCGUGCAGUCGAACAGCUACGUGACGAAGCGGCAGUCGAUCAAGCUGCUCGGCGAGAUACUGCUGGACCGGUCCAACUACAACGUGAUGACGGCGUACGUCGACCGCGGCGAGCACCUCAAGAUCUGCAUGAACCUGCUGCGCAGCGACCGCAAGAUGGUGCAGUACGAGGGCUUCCACGUGUUCAAGGUCUUCGUGGCCAACCCCCACAAGUCGGUCGCCGUGCAGAAAAUCCUGCUCAUGAACCGCGACAAGCUGCUCAACUUCCUGUCGCACUUCCUCGAGGACCGCACCGACGACGAGCAGUUCAUCGACGAGCGCGAGUUCCUCAUCAAGCAGAUCCGCAACAUGUCUCCGACCCCCGUCCCGCCGGCGCGGCAGCUCUCGUAGCCGGCGGUGGGGCUGGGAGAGGUGAGGAGGGAGGAGGAGGAGGAUGGGAAUUUGGGGAGAGGAUAGGUAGUAUCAAGAAAGGGGGGCGAAGAGGCCACCACAUGAUACCGGGUAGGAGGAAUAGGGUAU